Camponotus floridanus (Florida carpenter ant) is the source of this 3092-nucleotide messenger RNA. RefSeq names its product xenotropic and polytropic retrovirus receptor 1. The record is from RefSeq and is a predicted model, not a curated record. Gene Ontology annotation, cellular component: cytoplasm; Golgi apparatus; plasma membrane. The transcript is spliced from 11 exons. The coding region runs from base 121 to 2115 and encodes 664 amino acids. Lineage: Eukaryota; Metazoa; Arthropoda; Insecta; Hymenoptera; Formicidae. Gene Ontology annotation, molecular function: inositol hexakisphosphate binding. Gene Ontology annotation, biological process: cellular response to phosphate starvation; phosphate ion transport.
CGCGGCGAAUACAUGAAAGCUCCGAAAAUAACUCGUUACAAUCCUGUUCGCGUAUGUGUCAACACAUUCGAUUAUCGCGUGUACCUGUAGCGAAUCGUCCCGCAAAUUGACACUUCAAGUAUGAAAUUCGCGGAGCAUCUGAGCGCUCACAUUACACCGGAAUGGAGAAAACAAUACAUCAACUACGAGGAAAUGAAGGCCCUUCUGUACGCUGCAGUGGAGCAGGCUCCAUCGGCAGAUGUAAGCGAAGCACAUGUUUUGGAAAGCUACUUUAGCAAAUUUGAUGAGAAGUUUUUCCAUUAUUGUGACAAGGAAUUGGCUAAAAUAAAUACCUUCUAUUCUGAAAAACUGGCAGAAGCGACACGUAGAUUUUCCACGCUUAACAAUGAUUUGAGCGAGAUUCUGUCAGUUUCUGAGGAUGCUCAGAGUCGUAAGGCACGCUAUCGCAGUCACAUUUUGCAUAAGAAGCCAGUGUCAGCACGCAAACUCCAGGAACUGAAAUUGGCCUUUUCCGAGUUCUAUCUCUUCCUCAUUUUACUUCAAAACUACCAGAAUCUGAAUUUCACUGGAUUCCGAAAAAUCUUGAAGAAGCAUGAUAAACUUUUAAAUGUUGACAUUGGUGCCAAAUGGCGUGCAGAGCAUGUCGAUACGGCGGUAUUCCAUACGCGUAAGGAUAUAGAUAGGCUCAUUGUGGAGACCGAGGCUCUGGUGACUCGAGAUCUAGAGCAUGGUGAUCGUCAACGAGCCAUGAAGCGGCUCAGGGUGCCCCCGCUUGGAGAACACCUCUCUCCAUGGAUCACAUUUAAAGUAGGCCUCUUCUCCGGCGCUUUUAUAAUUCUUUUCAUAGCUGUGAUAUUGUCCGCCAUGCAAUACAAAAAGAAGGACAAUUGGACAGUAUUGUGUCGGAUUUACCGUGGACCACUUCUUAUGAUAGAGUUCUUGUUUCUCAUGGGAAUCAACGUUUACGGCUGGAGAUCUUCUGGUGUGAAUCAUGUGCUGAUAUUCGAGCUUGAUCCACGCAAUCACUUAUCAGAACAGCACAUCAUCGAAAUGGCAACCAUACUUGGCCUGGUCUGGUCUAUAUCUAUAUUGGGUUUCCUGUAUAGCGAUACAUUGGGUGUACCGCCGUUUGUUCAACCAGUACUAUUCUACAUGCUAUUGGCAUUGUUCCUGUUCAAUCCUACCAGGACGUUGCGACACGAGGCUAGAUUUUGGACUUUACGCGUUAUGGGUCGCAUCUUUUGCGCGCCCUUCUUCUAUGUGAGCUUUGCGGACUUUUGGCUCGCUGAUCAACUCAAUUCCCUUCACACAGUCUUCCUGGACUUUCAGUACUUCGUCUGCUUCUAUUUCCAGAAUUCUUCUUGGACCGAUGUUACGGAUACAGAAACUUGUAUAAUGCGUGAAUUGUCGAUGAGACCGUUCGUGGUGUGUCUACCGGCUUGGUUUCGAUUUGCACAAUGUUUAAGACGUUAUCGGGAUACGAAAGAGGCUUAUCCGCAUUUAUUGAACGCGGUAAAGUACGCAACGAGCUUCUUCGUCGUCAUUUUCUCUUAUUUGCACUUGACAAACAAGAAAUACUACGCGUUAUCUACUGAGAAUCCUUACUUUUAUUUGUGGCUCACAGUUAGCAUAGUAAGCUCUUGCUUCACAUACACAUGGGACGUGAAAUUAGAUUGGGGUCUCUUUGACAGUAACCCUGGGGAGAAUAAGUUCCUUAGGGAGGAAAUAGUUUAUUCGUCACCCUAUUAUUAUUAUUUUGCGAUGGUCGAAGAUUUUAUCUUGCGAUUUGGAUGGGCAUUCUCCUUGUCCCUAACAGAGAUGGGUUACGUCCAUGCAGAUCUUAUGGUUUCCAUCGUCGCUCCAUUGGAGGUCUUCAGGCGUUUCAUGUGGAAUUUUUUCCGGUUGGAAAAUGAACAUUUGAACAACUGCGGAAGGUUUCGAGCCGUGCGGGACAUCUCGGUUGCACCAGUUGACUGUUCGGAUCAGACGCAGAUAUUGCGAAUGAUGGACGCUUCUGACGGUGUUAUAAACCGCAAGAGAAAGCAAAAAGUUGACGAGAAGCGCAAACCGAUUCGGUUGCUCUUAAAAGGCGAAUCUCUCAUGGAUGACAAUUGAGGCGAGGAUUAUUUAUGCAUUAACUAUGCAUAGCUAAAUCAAUUUUUGUUCCGUCUUACAGUUUUGAUUUCAUCAACUAUUGUGAAAGCUAAUUAAACUGACAAAAGUAGGAAAAUGUGUUGGAUUGUAAAUUCUGGAAGAUUCAAACAUCAAAUCAUCAUUUGAUGUUCAUUGUGAGAUACAUUAAUUAAAUACGUUAAUAUAUCGAUGUGAUUAAAGAUUAUCUAAGUAAGUGAGUGUUCUUUGUCAUCGAGAAUCAAAUGAUGCAAAUAUGAAUCAAAAGAAUGAGAUUAUAUCGAUGUUAACAACUCAUGUACUUUUACUUCGAUUGUACCUUGACUAAAUAAAUGACUGUUACAAAAGAAACAUUAGUGAAACAUUAUGUUUCUAAGAACAAUCAGACGUCCAGACGGGUAUCAUCACGUUACUAGACCGGACAUUACAUCCAAAGUAUACAAUUUGAAAACGCUUUGAUAUUACUAUCAUUAUUCAAUGAUAUCCUCUUCCUGACAAUCCUGAAGUAAUAGAUUCAUCAGUAUCCACCAUCGAAACGUACAUCGUAUCAUAAAUUGGAGAAAACGUUAUCUAACAACGAAUGAACUCUGAAGAGUGAACGUCCCAGCAGACGAAAAGUGAACUAUAGCGAAUCUAGUAACCGGAACAAAUCCUCACAUGUGCGGAUGCGGGUGCGCGGUAUGGUGGGGGCACAUGCAGCUUAAUGACAUCUAAUACGUCCAUAUUAAUCGCCGGCAGAGGAGAAGCAAGAGGGAGAAGACGGAGGGAGAAUCGCGUUUUCGAAGAACGAAACUUGGAGUACUCGUGCGACAAGAGAGACAAGACGAAGGCGAGACGUGGGAGGGCGAAAGUCUCGGCGGUGGUCGGUUUAUUGAUUGAACAUGAAACGACGCAUCGAACCGCGCAAGCUCGCCGUCCGCCCUGAAUGAAGUGACGUGCUCUCUCGCAUAUGGAGACGCGAA